AUGUCGGCACCUCAGGCCCUUCCUAAGCGCAUUGUCAAGGAAACGCAAAUGCUUCUAACCGAUCCUGUCCCAGGCAUCACAGCCCAGCCUCACGAUGAUAACCUGCGCUACUUUGAUGUGACGGUUUCUGGCCCGGCAAUGACUCCCUAUGAGGGCGGAAUUUUCAAAUUGGAGCUGUUCCUGCCCCAGGACUACCCCAUGGAGCCACCGCGGAUCCGGUUUCUCACCAAAAUAUACCACCCCAAUAUUGACCGCCUGGGUCGCAUUUGUCUAGACGUCCUUAAGGACCACUGGUCCCCGGCUCUCCAGAUUCGCACCAUUCUUCUUUCUAUUCAGGCGCUACUGGCCGCGCCCAAUCCAGACGACCCGCUAGCUAACGACGUCGCUGCUGAAUGGAAAGAGAACCAGCCGAAGGCGCUGGAAACAGCCAAAGAGUGGACAAAGCAGUACGCCUCUCCUUAA
This is a messenger RNA of Wickerhamiella sorbophila, 462 nucleotides long. RefSeq names its product Ubiquitin-conjugating enzyme E2 13. The record is from RefSeq and is a predicted model, not a curated record. NCBI's taxonomy places the organism in Eukaryota, Fungi, Ascomycota, Dipodascomycetes, Dipodascales, Trichomonascaceae. The coding region runs from base 1 to 462 and encodes 153 amino acids. The transcript has a single exon.